AUGGCUGCGCCAGCACACGACGUCAUGGUGGAACCGGACGACUUCAAUGACACUGACUCGUCCCUCGGAGAUGUCAGCAACGUUCGACACCUUGUCACCCCCGUCAAAGUCAUUUCGUGGCUGAUGGUUGCUACAGGACGGAACCUCCUCGACCGCGAGUUUGAGCAGCUCGAUUCUCGACUAUCGCAAAGAAAAUGGCCGCACCUAUCACAAUAUCACUUUCCAAAUGAUGAAGAGGAAAACGAGAGAUUAGAUCUCCAACACCACAUCUUUGACCUCUCUUUCGAUGGGAAACUCGGGUUGUCACCGCCUAAUGAGCCCGAAUCCAAUGUUGGCCGCGUACUAGACCUGGGAACCGGAACAGGCAUCUGGGCCAUGGACUUUGGAGACGAGCAUCCCGGGGCCGAGGUCACCGGCGUUGAUCUGUCACCCACCCAACCGCAAUUUGUACCACCUAACGUCAAGUUUGAAGUCGACGACGUCGAGGACACUUGGACGUACUCGCGUCCUUUCGACUACAUCCACAGCCGGAUGAUGAACUCCAGCAUCUCAAAGUGGGAGGAAUACAUCCGCCAGUCUUAUGAAAACCUCACCCCCGGCGGCUGGCUCGAGCUCCAGGAAUUCGGCCUACCCCUCUCUGACGACGGCACCCUGAAAGAGGAGCACGCUCUCUAUCAGUCCAUGAAGCACCUUGGCGAGGCAGCAGCCAAGUCGGACCACGCCUUUGUCGACCUUGACGCGCUCAAGCCUAUGCUAGAGGCCGCCGGCUUCGUUGACGUGGCGGAGCUGCGCUUCAAGUGGCCCAGCAACACAUGGCCGCGAAACGCAAAGUUUAAGGAGCUCGGCGCCUGGAAUUACGAGAACAUCACGACCGGUCUGCAAGGGUUCCUCAUGGCAGCGCUCACGCGGGGGCUGGGCUAG
This is a messenger RNA of Colletotrichum lupini, 921 nucleotides long. RefSeq lists its product as uncharacterized. Lineage: Eukaryota; Fungi; Ascomycota; Sordariomycetes; Glomerellales; Glomerellaceae. The record is from RefSeq and is a predicted model, not a curated record. The coding region runs from base 1 to 921 and encodes 306 amino acids. The transcript is spliced from 6 exons. Gene Ontology annotation, molecular function: methyltransferase activity.